Contarinia nasturtii (swede midge) is the source of this 2160-nucleotide messenger RNA. RefSeq names its product kinetochore protein NDC80 homolog. The transcript has 2 exons. The record is from RefSeq and is a predicted model, not a curated record. Lineage: Eukaryota; Metazoa; Arthropoda; Insecta; Diptera; Cecidomyiidae. The coding region runs from base 110 to 2053 and encodes 647 amino acids. Gene Ontology annotation, biological process: attachment of mitotic spindle microtubules to kinetochore. Gene Ontology annotation, cellular component: Ndc80 complex.
UUCAAAUACAAACGGUCGAAAAGCAAGCGACAGCAUCAAUAUUACAAACCAAAAUAUGUAAACAAAGUACAAUAUUUCUAUUAGGAAGCGGUAUUCAUUGAAGAAAAAGAUGUUUGAACGAAGAAAACUCACAUACAGCGCAAGAAAAUCGACUUGCCCAAGAAAAAGUAAUUUGCCGAUAUCAACGAAUCGUUUAUCAAACGUUCUGCAAACAACAAAUCUUACACGACAAUCAAAUGUAUCCCGACCAUCAUCUGGUGGCCAUCGACUGGCAGCUCAAUUCAGCUCAACUCGGUCAUCAAGUGCCACACGACUCUCAAGCAAUACAGCUGGACCUUCAUUUGGUGGUUUACGUCGAUAUGGUAGUGAUAAUUAUUUGAAUACACCGAGUCGUUUCACAUUAUCGACACCGUUACGUGGUCGUUCGCCGGGUGUACGUCGUUCGAUAAUGCCGCCAGACAGUUCACGAAAAUCAAAACAUGGAAACAUACUGAAAGUUCAAGAAAUUCUGCAACAGGAUGGAUCAUUCUUUGGUGAUUUGAAUCUCAAAAAUGGUGACUUGAAAUCGAUGACCAUCAAUCAAUUUCACAUGAUCAUGGAUCAUUUUAUUCGUUUAAUUUGCGGCAAAAAAUUGGUUUCAUUUAUCAAAAAAGAUGAUCCGAAUCCGAUUGCUGGCAUUUUAAAUUUUUUGGAGCAAGUACAGUAUCCGUUCACAGUCAACAAAUCAAUGUUAAAAACACCAAAUGCACCGCACACAUUUGACCAAAUUGUCACUAUGUUGCUGUGGCUUGCAGAUAUUAGCAGUGUUUCAACUAUUGCUGCCGAUGACACACUUAUCCAUCAGUCUUUAUUGACGCGAGAUGAACAGUUACCAAAUGAAGAAUACACCGCAACCUUUUCGAAGGCGAUGCAAAACGGUUAUAAGUUAUGGGACAAAGAUAACGAUGAGCAUGAUAUUCUUAUCAAACGUCUUACAGAUGGUUUAAUCACCGCCAAAUUGGAUAACAAAGUGGCUUCAGAAGCGGAACUGCAAGCAUUAACUGAAAAGUUGAAAAUCAAAUCCAAAGAAUUACUUGAUAAUCCAGUUCAAUUGAAUAACAUCGAUCAAUUUGAACAAUUGGAAUCCAAGUAUCUCGAAUAUGAAACAAAGGAACAUGAUUUAAUGAAUCAACUUAGAGAUAAACGUGAUCGGUUGGCCGCUGUUAAUGUACUUUGGAAUGAUAAACGUGCCAAAAUGCAGCAAACUCAAACACAAAUCCAAGCACUUGCCAUUCAAAUUCAGCAACAAAAGUACAACAUCAAUGAUUACAAGAAGUUGAUCGAACAAGUUUCAGUAUUGAAAGAAGCGCUUUCUUCACUUGAAAAUGAGAAACGGCAUGUUCAAGACGAGGAAUCUAAUCAAUUGAUCGAACAUGCACGACUUGUAAAAGAUAUUUCCAAAGCAAUCACUGAUAUCAACAAUCGCGGCAUGCAAAUCAUAAAAGUGCUCAACAAUGCACGGAAAUUCGCUGACUGUUUUGGCGAUCGGGAACUGCAUAAAUUACAUUUGCCGGCAACGCCAUCAUUGAAGCAAGUCCAACAGGUCAAUCAAAUUCUCUCGCAAAUUUACAACGUAGUCGAAGCUCAAAAGUACGAACUAAAAUUGGAACUCGAUCAAGCCAUCAAUAAAUUGAAUGUUCUCAAAGCGGAAUCGACUGCAUUGACCAAAGAAUUCGAGAGUGUACAGAAAAAUUAUGAGAUUCUAUCAAAUGAGUAUAAAACAUUGGAGAAAAAAUCUUUGGUGAAAGGCAGAAAAAACGAAAAUUCUGUUCGGGACUUGUCCAAGCAAGCUGAGGACACAAAAGAAAAACUGCUGUCAUUGAAAGAGAAACUUAUGGUGGCACACGCAAAGGAAAAAAAGUUGGAAGAGAAAAACGCCAGACUUCUGACAGAUGGCGAAACACACGCGAUGAAAAUUAUUGUUGAAAAACAACGUUUGACUGAUCAGUUGGAUGACAUUGAUAGAAUGCUCGAUGCAAAGUUAGAGGGUCUGAGAUAUUUAUCGCAGAGUUGAAAUCACCUCAUGGAGGUAUGAGAAAAUUUGGAUGAAAUAAGAUGUGUUUAAAUAUUAAUAUUCGUUUUUGGUGGUCGCCCAAAAAAAAUGUUCGCAUUUAUAUUAGA